Helobdella robusta is the source of this 1967-nucleotide messenger RNA. RefSeq lists its product as hypothetical. Gene Ontology annotation, molecular function: nucleoside:sodium symporter activity. Gene Ontology annotation, biological process: nucleoside transmembrane transport. The transcript has 9 exons. The record is from RefSeq and is a predicted model, not a curated record. Bases 1 to 1329 code for a protein of 442 amino acids. Gene Ontology annotation, cellular component: membrane. NCBI's taxonomy places the organism in Eukaryota, Metazoa, Annelida, Clitellata, Rhynchobdellida, Glossiphoniidae.
AUGGUCAUCAUUUCUGACCUCUACAAGGAGAGCGCACAACUCUACAACCUCGUUUCCUUGACCGGCUUGGCUCUUUACGUCUUCAUCAUGUUUUUCUUCUCAAAACACCCCUCAAAAAUCAAAUGGUUGACGGUGGCAUGGGGAUUCGCACUGCAGUUUGCAUUUGCGCUGAUCAUCUUGAGAUGGUCCCUAGGAUUUCAUAUAUUCAAGUGGUUGAGUGACAGAGUGGCUAAUUAUAUGAAAUUUGUGCAAACUGGUUGUUUAUUCCUUUUUGGUCCAAACUACUCAGAUCAUCUCUUUGUCAUGCAGGUUCUGCCUACAGUCGUAUUCAUAAGUGCAACGAUCAACAUCAUGUUUUACCUUGGAAUAAUGCAAAAGCUGAUUGUUGGAAUCGCUCUGACCAUGAAAAUGUUGAUGAACACGACUGCACCUGAAUCCGUGGCCACAGCUGGCAACAUAUUUCUAGGACAGACAGAAUGUUUGCUCCUAGUGAAGCCAUUGUUGAAAUAUAUGACAAAAUCCGAGAUACAUGCAGUCAUGUCGGGAGGUUUCGCAACAAUAGCUGGAGGAGUCUUGGGAGCAUUUAUACUUUUUGGGGUGCCAGCAAAUCACUUAAUUUCAGCCUCAGUUAUGUCGGCACCUGCUGCUCUGGCAAUUUCUAAACUUUUUUAUCCAGAAACAAAAAAGACAAAAACAUCUGCCGAGUUUGCGGGCAACAUCAAAAGCCAAGAGAAGUCGUUAUUUGAAGCAGCUUCAGCCGGAGCGAAAUCCGGAAUGUCGUUGGUGGUUUCGAUCGGAGCCAACUUGUUGGUCUUUAUAUCGCUCCUCUCCGUCAUCAACUCCACUCUCACAUGGUUCGGGGAGCGAGUUGGAAGUACUAAGCCGAUAACAUUCCAAUUUGUUCUUUCUUAUUUGCUGUGGCCAUUUGCAUUAACAAUGGGAGUGAAAUUAGAAGACUGCAGAAAAGUUGGAGAAUUGAUGGGAAUAAAAACCUUCAUAAACGAAUUUGUGGCUUUUCAAGAACUCGGAGUUUUGAUAAAUAACAGGAAAGAAUUGAAUGAACACAUUGCCAAGAAUGGGACGUGGUCAUCCGAGCGAUCUGUUGUAAUUUCUACUUAUGCCUUAUGUGGCUUUUCAAACUUUGGCUCCAUUGGAGUUCAGCUGAGUUUAUUCAUGGCGUUGAUUCCGUCUCGCAAAUCCAUGUUUGCCGAGGUGGCGUUGAGGUCCAUGAUAUCUGGGAGUGUGGCCUGCUUCGUUACGGCGUGUAUAGCAAGUGACCGAAUUUUAUUUCUUGGUUUAAAGAAUGAAAUAAAUUUUCUAAUUUUUUGAAAUUAAUGAUUUUUAUGUUUUCUUUACGUAUGUUUUUUUAAACAGCAUCAUUGUUUUAAAUUCAUAGAUAAUUUGCCAGUAAAUAAUUUUACAGGUCUGUUUUACAUUCCAACCAACUGAUUUGGAUAGUGUUCGGUAAAGAUUUAAAAAUUAACUUUAGUUUGUUUCAAUUAUUUGAUACACGAAAGUAGAAAUUGUUAUUAUAUUUUUCACUGUAAAUAGCUACUUUUAAUUUCAUAAAAUUUUUUAAUAAUAAUUAAGCCUUCCGAAAGUUAAUUGCUCUGCGUUCAAAUGCACAAAGUUCCCUGGCUAUCAGCAUGGAUAUAUAUAUAAUAUAUCAUUAUGAAUAUAUAUAUAUAUAUGUAUAUAUAUAUAUAUAUAUAUACUGCGCGCGUAAGUGUGGUGUGUAUGUACAGUUAUUUAUAACAAUUGUAGCGGCGAGUAGAGAUUCCGAAGGAAUGUUUUAUGUCAAAGAAUAAUUAGCUAACAUAUAAAAAAAAUUAUUGUCUAUGUUAAUCAUGAGUUAUUUAAUGAAUUGUAUCAUUUAUCACAUUCCAUGCACUAGUACACGUGCGUUAUAUGAGUCUGCAUUACACAUGGAAACAUAUUUUGAUUUGAUGAAAUAAUUUUAAAAAGAU